AGAUCAUAAAUUAUCAUCAUUUCUACAACAUUUAAAUUAAUACACAUAGAACAAGUUUUGAAAUAAUUUUGUACUUGCCGUUUAUUUGUACAAUUAGUAUUUUAAUUUAGUAUAUAGAGUAGUUACUAACAAAAAAAUGUAUUUACCAGUUUUUCUCACUUUAAUUUUAAGUUUUGUAACAAAAUUAACAUAUUGUAACGAACGUCCAGUGAUUGGAAUAUUAACACAAGAAAUUUAUUGGUCUCCUUUUAAAAAUGUAGUACCAUUUAAUAACUCGUAUAUAGCUGCAUCUUAUGUUAAGGCAAUUGAAGCUUCUGGAGGUCGAGUGGUACCAGUUUUCACCAACAGGACUACUGAAUAUUACACGGAUGUAGUGAAAAAAGUGAAUGGUAUUUUAGUCCCAGGAGGAGGAUGUGCGUUGAAUAUGAGCUUUGGAAUCAGUCAAUCCGCAAAUGAAAUUUUCCACAUUGCAAAACAUAUAAAUGAUGGCAGGGAUCGAUUUCCAAUACUUGGAAUUUGUCUAGGAUUUGAACUUCUUUUAAUCGCAUCCAUUGGUGGAAAAAAUCCUCUGAUGCGCUGUAAUUCUAACAAUGUGAAUUUACCACUAAAUCUAAUACCAACAAUGGAAGAAAAAAGUAUGUUAUUCAAAACAAUGCCAAAGGAUAUUCGAAACAUAUUACUUACAGAACCAGUCACAGCAAAUCAUCAUAAUAACUGUGUAACACAAGAGAACUUUACGUCAAUGAAGUUAGAUCACUUUUGGAAUCCCAUUACAGUAAAUAAAGAUGAAAAUAAUUUGACAUUCAUAUCCACAGUAGAAGCUAAAAAUUAUCCAUUUGUGGGAUUACAAUUCCAUCCAGAAAAAAAUGCUUAUGAAUGGGAAAGAAAUGAUCCUCAUAGUUGGUCAGCAUUAUAUUCAGCACGCUAUUUUUAUGAUUGGUUUAUCAACGAAUGUCGUCAAAACAAGCAUAGAUAUAUUAAAAAUAGUAUGCUAGAAAAUGAACUAAUUUAUAAUUAUCCUACUACAUAUAUUGGAAAAUUAAAUUCUGUUUUCGAACAAGUAUACUUAUUUGAUGAAUAAAAGUAUCAAUUGUGUAUUUAAAAUACAAUAAUUUAUGAAUAUAAAUAGUUUAGAGUAUUCUUCAUUCAAAUUUAAGAUUAUAUCUGUAUAUUAUGAUAAUUAUUAAUUAUGCUUUAAUAGUUCAAUACACUAUGCACAUGAGCAGUGUCUAACACAUUAACCACAUUAAAAUAUUAAUUUGAUAACUUAUAAUUUGUUACAUCUGACUGAUAUAAAAAAUAAAAUACUAUUCUAUCU
Acyrthosiphon pisum (pea aphid) is the source of this 1318-nucleotide messenger RNA. Its product is annotated as gamma-glutamyl hydrolase A-like. NCBI's taxonomy places the organism in Eukaryota, Metazoa, Arthropoda, Insecta, Hemiptera, Aphididae. The record is from RefSeq and is marked provisional. Gene Ontology annotation, cellular component: vacuole. Gene Ontology annotation, biological process: tetrahydrofolylpolyglutamate metabolic process. Gene Ontology annotation, molecular function: gamma-glutamyl-peptidase activity.